CCCCCCCCUUCCCGGUACCGGUACCCGUCCGGCACCGCCGGCCCGGCCCGUGUCCCCCCGGUGCCGGUGGAUGGAGCUGAGCUGUGCCAUGGCGGGCAGCGCCGCCGCCCCGCCGGGCCCCGGGCCCCCCCCCGCCACCGCCGCCGGGCUGGCGGAGGGCGAGGAGUACGAGAGCCUGCCCAGCAGCGUCGCGCUCGGCACGCACAUGGUGGCCGGGGCCGUGGCGGGGAUCAUGGAGCACACGGUCAUGUACCCCGUGGACUCUGUCAAGACACGGAUGCAGAGCCUGCAGCCCGACCCCAGAGCCCGCUACAGGAGCGUGUACGAAGCUCUCAAGAAGAUGGUGCUGACCGAGGGGCUCUGGAGGCCUUUACGUGGGAUUAAUGUCACCAUGCUGGGGGCUGGCCCUGCCCACGCCUUGUACUUUGCCUGCUACGAGAAAAUGAAAAAGUCUCUCAGUGAUACUUUCCAGCCGGGAAGAAACAGCCACUUGGCCAAUGGCAUCGCUGGGAGCGUGGCCACGCUGCUCCACGACGCCGUGAUGAAUCCAGCUGAAGCGUCCCUGUCCCCACGGCUGUCCCGGGCAGUGGUGAAGCAGCGGCUGCAGAUGUUCAACUCUCCGUACACGUCGGUGCUGGGCUGCGUGCGGACAGUGCACAGGACGGAGGGCUUCGGAGCCUUCUACCGCAGCUACACCACGCAGCUGACCAUGAACGUGCCCUUCCAGGCCAUCCACUUCAUCACCUACGAGCUCCUGCAGGAGCACCUCAACCCUCACCGCCAGUACAACCCCCGCUCCCACAUCGUGGCCGGUGCCGUGGCCGGAGCCGUGGCCGCCGCAGCCACCACGCCGCUGGACGUGUGCAAGACGCUGCUCAACACGCAGGAGAACACAGCCCUGAGCUCCCUCAACAUCCGGGGGCACCUGUCGGGCAUGGCCAAUGCCUUUGGCACCGUUUACCAGCUGGGAGGCCUCCCCGGCUUCUUCAAGGGCGUCCAAGCUCGGGUCAUUUACCAGAUGCCUUCCACGGCCAUCUCCUGGUCCGUGUACGAGUUCUUCAAGUACUUCCUCACCAAGCGCGCGCUGGAGAGAAAGCCGGGCUCGUGAGCGAGGAGCGGGAAUCUCUUGUGCCCCCUCUCAGCCAGCCCAUGGAAUGCUGCUGGCUUCUCCUCUCCCUGCCUGGCCAUUCCCAGUCACUGAGUGUGCUCAGGGAAUCCCGGAAUU
Messenger RNA from Poecile atricapillus (Black-capped chickadee), 1225 nucleotides. It is a transcript of the gene SLC25A37, whose product is annotated as solute carrier family 25 member 37. Gene Ontology annotation, molecular function: ferrous iron transmembrane transporter activity. Bases 71 to 1108 code for a protein of 345 amino acids. The transcript has 4 exons. The record is from RefSeq and is a predicted model, not a curated record. Gene Ontology annotation, biological process: iron import into the mitochondrion. NCBI's taxonomy places the organism in Eukaryota, Metazoa, Chordata, Aves, Passeriformes, Paridae. Gene Ontology annotation, cellular component: mitochondrial membrane.